UUCAAUCUCACCCACCCACAUACAGUCUCUCAAGCUUUUCUCAACAUGUUGCGUUUUCCUGCUACUUCAUUUCUUCUUCUCCUCCUAGUUCUUCUACUAGCCUUCGUCUCUUCAACUACCAAAUCACAGUCUGUGGUAUCUAAUUCAGGAACAUCAAAUCAAUCAGCUUUCUGGAAUUCAUCAUCUAUUUCUUCUUUAUCACCCAUACAAGAAGAAGCAAACAACCCUCCAUCGUUCUCAAACUACAUCUUAGCUAUUCAAUUCAGCAGGUCUUUAUGUAAUAAUCCACCGUUUAAAACUUGUGACCCAAAAUGGAAUGUUGAUUUACCCAAAAAAUUUACAAUUCACGGUUUAUGGCCUACUGAUUUUGCAAGCGGAAGAAAACCUCCAUUUCCAGGCAACCGCUUUAGUUUCAUAGAGCUAAUCAAACCUCCAAAAGGACCAAAAUUACUACAAAACUUGUACCAGGAAUGGAUAGAUGCCUAUUUUGUGUUCAAAUCCAAAGGUCCAACCAAAGAUGUUCAAAGGAAGCAAGCAGCCGAGGAUUUUUGGGAGUAUGAGUGGAAAGAACAUGGUGACCUUUCAGGUUUAUCGGUCCAGGAUUUCUUUAGCACAGCCUUUACCUUGUGUAGUAAUCUUGGGGAUGUCUAUGGCAAUUUUAAAGCACAAGGACUAAUUGAAGUUGAUGGUAAUAUUGAUGUCGCCAAGGCCAGCCAGAUGCUAACAGGAGUUCUCAAAGUCAAGCCAUUUCUAAAAUGUGUUUUUGAUAAAAGCAACAAAGAACAUCUAUUUGAGAUCGAGAUUAAGUACGACAGAGCAACGUUGACACCAGUGCCUCAUCCCCUGUAUUCCAACUGCAGCGGAAUCAAGGUUGGUCUUGGCUCUUAAGGCUUAGGUAGGGUGUUCUACGGUACCAGCUAGUAUAUGCAGCAAAGAUGUACUCAUUUUGCUGCAAUUGGGUAUAUAUAUAAAAUGAUAAAUAACGAAAAAUGAGUGGGAUUUUAUUUGUUUUUUUAGUAUUACUUUAAUUUUUAUUAUACUAGUACACUACAAAAAAAUUGGUGUAUUGCAACAUGUCCUGUGUGUGGCAAGAACCCGUAUUUCAAGCGGUAAAAGGCUUUUGCCGCAUCAAAAUCUUUUGCCACACCGUGUGGCAACAAAAUGUGUGACAAAGAGUUAUUGCCACACCUUUUGUAUUGUGUAGCAAAAAAUGGGUUUUUAGCCACAUCAACGGGUGAGGCAAUAAUAUGAGGCAAGAAGGUAUUUUAUUUAUUUAAUAUAAUUUAUUUGUUUUUUAUUUUUA
Papaver somniferum (opium poppy) is the source of this 1303-nucleotide messenger RNA. Its product is annotated as ribonuclease S-7-like. Gene Ontology annotation, cellular component: extracellular region. Bases 46 to 888 code for a protein of 280 amino acids. Gene Ontology annotation, biological process: RNA catabolic process. The record is from RefSeq and is a predicted model, not a curated record. NCBI's taxonomy places the organism in Eukaryota, Viridiplantae, Streptophyta, Magnoliopsida, Ranunculales, Papaveraceae. The transcript is spliced from 2 exons. Gene Ontology annotation, molecular function: ribonuclease T2 activity; RNA binding.